UACUACUCUACGUCAGUCCUCUUAGAGACGGUAUACCGCACAACGACAAACAAUGCCCGUGAACAUAAGACCUGUGGUCUCACAGGGACUGGCUUCCUGCUGUACCGUCUUCUCCGUAUUUGGCAUUAUCAUUCUUGUCGCCCUCGGUUCACUCUUCUCUCGUCGUGUCGAGGUCCUCACAGGCUCAGUCAAUGACCCAGUAGACCCCGAUCUGGUGGCAUCUACUUGUUAUGCUGCCGCCGUGAUCUACGCAAUAUUUGUGGCGUUCUGUGGUGUCCAGAUGGCGGUACAUAAGCGAUAUCCUCGAGGAGUGCAGUUAUAGAAAAGGACCCACAACGUUAUUGGGAUGUACUCAUAUGCUUGUAUCAACAGAACUAGUCUCAACACUUACAUAUCCAAGCGGAGCCGCUAGACACUUGUGUUUGACCGUUGACACGUCUUCAUGAUGGAUCUGCCGGGAAAAAAUUAGCGGCCCUAUAUGCUACUAAAGAACAAAUAAUACAGUCC
Messenger RNA from Cryptococcus deneoformans JEC21, 507 nucleotides. RefSeq lists its product as hypothetical. The transcript is spliced from 4 exons. Lineage: Eukaryota; Fungi; Basidiomycota; Tremellomycetes; Tremellales; Cryptococcaceae. The record is from RefSeq and is a predicted model, not a curated record. Gene Ontology annotation, molecular function: RNA endonuclease activity. The coding region runs from base 53 to 322 and encodes 89 amino acids.